CAGCCACAGGUAUCCUGGAGCGAAGCAGUCUAGUUAGAAAGGGGCAGACUUACCCAUCACUCUAGUAGCUUUAACCCUCACCCCAGGCACCUUAGCAGUCAGCCUUUGCCUGCAAGCCUAAAGGCUUAUCUUUGCCUCAGAUGGAGCCCAAAGAAGCCACUGGGAAAGAAAACAUGGGCACCAAGAAAAAGAAUCUGACCUUCUUGAGGCCCAGACUCUAUAUGCUGGAGAGAAGGAAGACUGACACUAUGGUUGAGAGCAGUGUUUCUGGGGACCACUCUGGUGCCUUGAGGAGGAGCCAGUCUGACAGAACAGAAUACAACCAGAAACUACAAGAAAAGAUGACUCCACAGACCGAGACCUCUGCUGCUGAAGCCCCAAACUCAGAGGAAGAGCAUCAGAGGAGGAGGAUGAUGGCAAAGCGGGCAAAAAUCAUCAGGGAACUGAUACAGACAGAAAAGGAUUAUCUCAAUGAUCUAGAGCUGUGCAUUCGGGAAGUGGUCCAGCCCCUGAGAACUAAACAGAUUGAUCGGCUGGAUGUGGAUAGCUUGUUUAGCAACAUUGAAUCCGUGCAUCAGAUAUCAGCCAAGCUGCUGCUGUUGUUGGAAGAGGCCACGACAGACGUGGAACCGGCCAUGCAAGUAAUCGGAGAAGUAUUCUUGCAGAUUAAAGGGCCACUGGAAGAUAUUUACAAAAUCUACUGCUAUCACCACGAUGAAGCGCAUUGUGUUCUGGAGUCCUAUGAAAAGGAGGAAGAGCUGAAGCAACAUUUGAACCACUGUAUCCAGUCCUUAAAGAAAAUAUACAUGCAAGAAGGCAAACCAAACUUAUUGGACAUGGGCUCUUUGAUGAUCAAACCAAUUCAGCGUGUGAUGAAAUACCCCUUAUUACUGUGCGAGCUUCGGAAUUCUACCCCUCCCUACCACCCAGAUUACAGAGCACUGGAGGACGCCUUUGCUGCUGUGAAGGACAUUAAUGUUAACAUCAACGAACUGAAAAGAAGGAAAGAUUUAGUUUUGAAAUACAAGAAGAAUGAUGAGGAUGAAUCACUUAAAGACAAACUGUCUAAACUAAAUAUUCAUUCAAUUAGCAAGAAAUCAAAAAGAGUGACAAAUCAUCUAAAGAUUCUGACCAGAGGAGAAUCACAGGUGAAAGACAAUACCUUUAACAGAGAAGAAAAGCUAUUUAGAUCUUUAGAAAAGACUGUGAGGCACUGUGUGAGGAACAUUUCGUUCUGUCUUCAACACAUACAGGAUGCCAUGCCUUUGGCUCUGCAGAGUGUAAUGAACCUCCGAGAGAUUUCAUACGGUAAAGAUGAAGAGGAGAGGGGCUAUUCAGAGACCCUGAGUAAUGCCUCAAAUCCCUGUCAUGACUUUGCAGCUCACUUACAGAGACUCAUCCUGACCCCGCUGUCAGCCCUGCUGUCCUUAUUCCCAGGGCCUCACAAGCUCAUCCAGAAACGCUAUGACAAACUGCUGGACUACAACAGCUACCUGCAACGGUCUGCAGGAGAUGAGUCAGACUUGGCCAAAAGGGAAUAUGAGGCCCUCAAUGCCCAGCUGGUGGAAGAGCUCCAGGUGUUCAACCAGGCUGCUCUGAGGAUUCUGUUGAACUGCCUAUGCAGCUUCAUCACCCUUCUCCGGGACCUGAUGCUCCUGGCACAGCAGGCUUAUUCCACGGUGGUGCCGGUGCCACUGUUGGUCUCAAGCAUUUCUGAGAUUCACAGUCGAGUACUAGAAGAAGUUCAAAAUCUAAAUUUUGUAAAAGACAACAGUGCUACCUUUAUUGAGAGGAAACUUAGUUUUGAAAAGAAGAAGCCUGUGCAGAUUCCGCCAGAACUGCCACGUCAGAAUGACAUUCACCGCUCCAAACUUCUGUCUACAUACAGCGCAGAGGAACUUUACCAAGCUAAGCGCAAGUGCAAUGCUACACAAGAAUAUGACAUCAAUCUUCUGGAAGGAGAGUUGGUGGCUGUGAUAGAACAGAAAGAUCCACUGGGGAGCACAAGCAGGUGGCUUGUUGACACAGGAAUUGAAAAAGGGUAUGUGUAUUCUUCCUUCCUAAAACCCUACAAUCCAGCAAAAAUACAGAAAGUGGAUGCUGAGAACAGGUUCUGUGACGAUGAUUUUGAUAACAUCAGCCUCUUUGUGUCUUCACGGCCAGCUAGUGACAGUGUCACAGGAACCCCAGAAAGCAGCAUAAGUGAUAGCAGCUCAUCUCUUAGUGGCACAUGUGGAAAGUUGGAAACUAACGGUACUGAUGUUGACAGUUUUCAAGAAGUAGAUGAACAGAUUUUCUAUGCAGUUCAUGCUUUUCAAGCACGGAAUGACCAUGAACUCAGCCUUCAGGAAUACCAAAGAGUCCAUAUAGUUAGGUUUUGUGACCUAAGUGGCAAUAAAGAAUGGUGGUUAGCUGAAGCUCAAGGGCAGAAAGGAUAUGUACCAGCUAACUACCUUGGGAAGAUGACUUAUGCAUAAGAAAAUAAGCCUUUGACCUAUUUUCUCGCAAGCUGCUGAUUGACAUCUCAUAAAACUGACUUACAAAGCUUUGGACCAGAAAGCAGGAAACCUCCAAACUACAUGAAUUGAUACUGACUGUAUCAGGUUUUGAGGAAGACUGGACUUCCUAAUGAAAUUAUUUCAUGAAUGUCUUAUAAAGAAUUCAUGUUAAAGGAAUAUUAAGCUAAUAGAAACAGCAAAGCAAAAAGCCCAAGCUCCAACUAUCAACUAUAUAAAAGUGGAGAUCUUUUGAAAAGGUAAUGUGUUUUUUAUCAUCAUGACAGGCUGGAUCUAAGAAUAAGUUUUUCAGCUUAUUAUAAUUUUUUUAUUAUUUUCUCAAAUAUGCUUUUGUUUGUCAUAUUUCUCUCUUGCAAAUGCAUGCUUAUUUAUAUACAUACACAAUAUAAAUCCAAAUAUAUUAUGCAGUUUAUAUGUAUGUAUAUAAUACAGAUUAUACACAUAUAUGUUUAAGCCACAGAAUAUACUAAAUACAUAAAUGGGAAUUAAUUAAAAGCCAACUGAUAGUCUUUAAUGUGAAACCUUCCUUUAAGUUUUGAACCAAUGGAAAAAACCGAGUAACUCGACAUUAAUAUCUAACAUUUGCUGAAUCCAAACCACAUUGCAGACAUCGUUCUAAGUGCUUAAUAUGUAGUUACUUAUUUGAUACUCAAAAGUUAUGAAGGAACUGCUGCCCAAAGAGGUGAAGUAAUUUAGCCCAAGUCACAUUGCCAGUAAGUGGUGGGGCUGGGACUCAAAUCUAGGUAGACUAGUUCCAGGAUCCAUGCUCUUAACCACUACACUGAACUCUUCCAGUAAGUGUAUUCUCUUGCUAACUGGAAGGCACUUAGUGAUGCAAAUAAUAAACCCUGAUGAGGGCCAUUUUUCUCUCAGGCUUAUAGUUAAAUGUUUAUUAGUUCUUUCAAAUUAAGGAUUAUAUUUUUUUGCCGUUUUUGUCUGGGGCUGGGUAUGAACCCACCACUUCCAGUAUACGGGGCCGGUGCCCUACUCUUUGAGCCACAGGCACCGCAGAGGGGAAGGGAGAGGGGUGGGUUGACGGAGGGUUAGUAGGGGACCACACCUGUGGAGCACAUUGCAAGUACAAGUUGGAUCCAUCAGACGUAGAACACAAAUGUCUUACUGCUGUAAUUGAGUAAAUGAGGUGAAAGCUAUGUUGAUUAGUAGGAUAUAAGCACCCCAACUUAUACAAAUAAUCAACACAUCGAAUCCCAUAACGGCAUAAAUGUAUUUAUGAUCUAUGUACAAAUAACUGAAUAAAAAAAAUUAAGGAUUAUAGGGCUUCCUAGAGACAAUAAAGUAUCUAGGUUUAUUUUUGUUUUGUUUUAAGCAUUUUUGAAAGUAUAAUUCCUUAAAAAUCAUCCCACAUAAUUGCUAAUGAUACUUAAUGAGCAUAUAUUUUUGGAUCACUCAAUUACUUGGAUGAAUGGGAAUGGUAUAUCCAGUUCUGAGCCAAGAUGUAAAUAUUUUUAGUUGCUGAUUUGAACUUAGAUGAGGCAGGCAUUGAGGAUAACAUUUGCUAUACCACAACGUCCUGGGACACUGAACUUUAAUUUGGGUAGUGACUGUUAGGAUUUCAGACGUACUUUUUCCAUACAUUUUAAUAAACUAAAGAUGCUUCUUGGAACAACAACAAAAAAAAGAUUAAACCACUUCAGUGGUUUCCUUUAAAAAUCAAAUUAAGGUAGCUUUCCAUUGUCCAUAACAAAAAAUGCUAGUAUGACAUUAAUUUUAAGAUUGAUCAUAUGGGCACAGUGGGUCAUGCUUGUAGUCCUAACACUCGGAGGCCAACGUGGGCAGAUCACUUGAGCUUAGGAGUUUGGAGACCAGUCUGGGCAGAAGUGAGAUCCCAUCUCUACUAAAAAUGAAAAAACUAAAAGAAAAAAAAAAAAAAGGAAAAAAACUGAGGCCAGAGGAUCAUUUGAGCCCAGGAGUUUGAGAUUGCUUUACCAAGGGUGAUAGAUGAGAUUCUGUCUCAGGGAAAGUGGAAAAAAAAAAAAAACAAACCUUAAUUUGAAAGAUUUAUUGAUUCUUAUAAUGUAUACUAUGUUAUAUUACCAAAGAAUAUAAAUAACAAAAUGAAGAGUGCUAUUUUUCAGAGGGCUUCUGACUUAUAACACGCACACAAAUGACACAAUCACAGAAAUUUCUAAGACAUUUACAUGACAGAAAUAUUUGCAUUUUAGGAUAAUUUUCCUAAAAUCAUUUAAUCUUGAGGUGGUUUUGUAAGGUUCUACUAGUAAGUUGUUUUGCAUAAAAUAUUUUCUUAUUUUGAAUUGGGUAGUGAAAGAAGACUCUUUUUUAGAAAUACAGAUACUUUUUAUGUCUUUUAAUUACUCUUUGCACCCAAUUUUAAAACAUAACUAAAUUAUAGUUUGCCUAGAGUAAGGAAUCCAAACUGACUACUGAGGAAACUAUGAGCAUGCAAAAUAAUAGGGAAAUUUUAUAUACAUAUAUAAUUACAUAUA
Molecule: messenger RNA, 4981 nt
Organism: Nycticebus coucang (slow loris)
Lineage: Eukaryota; Metazoa; Chordata; Mammalia; Primates; Lorisidae
Gene: ARHGEF38
Product: Rho guanine nucleotide exchange factor 38
Exons: 14
Coding region: 141-2477 (778 amino acids)
Cellular component (GO): cytoplasm
Molecular function (GO): guanyl-nucleotide exchange factor activity; protein binding
Source: RefSeq, a predicted model, not a curated record